Molecule: messenger RNA, 16407 nt
Organism: Bacillus rossius redtenbacheri
Lineage: Eukaryota; Metazoa; Arthropoda; Insecta; Phasmatodea; Bacillidae
Product: sorting nexin-13-like
Exons: 20
Coding region: 170-3364 (1064 amino acids)
Cellular component (GO): early endosome
Molecular function (GO): phosphatidylinositol binding
Source: RefSeq, a predicted model, not a curated record
UGGUAUUUGACGAUUUAAAAAAAUGGCAGAUGUCAAUGUCAGAGAAUGUAGAAUUAAAUUUUACAGCACUUUUUGUGUAAAGUGUCAUGUGUUAAAUUUAUUAGAAGUUUGUGUUCUUGAUUAAUAUGGUUAUCUGUUUGAUGAUACGUCCCAAAAUUAGGGAAGAGACAUGAACAUACCUGUAGUGGUGUGGAGCAGCUUGACACUUCUACUUUGUGUGACAUCGUUCGGAUUGUGGUGGUGCAUUACCGUAACUCUAUGCCUGCUCGUUUUUAUCAUUGGAGGAGUGACACUGCUGUACGUGAAACAUGAAGACGCCACUCGGAGGUACUUCGCCAGCUUGUACCGGUCCCGCCCCGGCUCUCACAAGACGGGACUCUGCAAGGUAGUGGCGCUCCUGGCGGAGCCGGCUCCGAUAUUCAAGUUGGACCGGCGCCUGACGGGCUCCCAGGUGAUAGACGAGUCCUUGCAGGAGAUCAUCGGCUAUGUGAUGCGCGACUUUGUGUACCCGUGGUACGACCGCGUCAGCGCUAACGAGGAGUUCCCACACCACAUACGGCAGACUGCGCAGCAAGUCAUUGUCACCAUUGCGUGCAGGAUGAAGGAAGUGGACUGGAUCCCGUACCUCACCACCCGCCUCGUCGAUGAUGCGGCGUCCCACCUCCGUCUCUUCCGGCAGGCGCGCGCCAAGAUCAAGCAGCAGAAGGCCCCCCCAGGGGGCAAGCCGCCGGAGAGGCCCGACGUCUCCCCGGCCGCUCCGGAGGCUGCGGUGCGCGACCGCUUCACCCCGACCAAGCCCGGGGACCAGUCGUCCGGCUCUGCGGACUCCGGCCAGGCCAAGCAGGCGCCGGUCGACCUGGAGUCCGCGUUCUUCGACCUGGAGGUCACCAUGGAGAACAACCUGUGCAGGGACCUCGUCUGCACGGAGAAGGACAGUGAAAGACAAUACUUGCAAGAUCUGGUUGAAAUCCUGCUGUACCUUCUUCUGCCGGUGGAUGACUUCCACUGCAAGCCUCUGAGGUUCCUGUUGCGAGAGCUGGUGGUCAGUGUCGUGAUACUUCCGUUGUUCAACCUCUUCUCUGAUCCCGACUACAUCAACCAGACUAUCAUAUGGCUGUGCAAGGACUUUCCAAUCACGAGUGAAGCUUUCAUGACUGCUCUGAGGGUGACGGACAGCAUAGACGAGCUGAUAGCGACUAAGGAGCUGGUUGUGAAGGAGAUUGCUCAGCUGAGGUCCCGUGACUCGGGAGGCGACGACGACACGGCCGUGAAGCUUCAGCUGAGCAGCCUGCUGUACGUGCGGAAGGUGAUCGACAACCGGACCCAGCGACUGCAAGAAGGGACGGACACCGACUCUUCCGACUGUGGCGGCGGCAGACCCUACACGCCCCCGUGGGAGGAGGCCCAGUGCGCCAUGAUCACACAGUAUUUCCCCGAAGGUUUGCCAUCAAACAUAGACUGGAACCACUUGUUCACUCCGGGCUUCAAGUUGUUCGCCCUGCCGCUGGAUGUCGUGCUGAAGAACAACAUCGCUCUGUCGUACUUCAUUGAUUACAUGUCCAGCAUUGGAGCGCAGGCCUAUCUGUUCUUUUAUCUGAACGCUGAAGGUUGGAAAGUAUCUGCAGAGCAGCAGAUAUCCGACAUUGAGCUGCAGAAGAUCAAGAGUUCGGGAGACCAGAAAGUUCCUAAAGCCUUGCAGCCAACUUUAGAGAAUAUGAAGGAGGCGGCUUACAGCAUAUUUGAACAAUACCUUUCAGAUAAAGCAUCACCCAGGCUAAAGUUGGAUGAAUCUAUUGUAAAGAGGCUUGUGUUUCGCAUCCGUAGUGAAGUACCAAAUGAAACUUGGUUUGAUGAAGUUCAGGCUGCUGUUUAUGAAAAGCUGCAGACGGAGGAGCGGUUCCUUCCGGGGUUCCGCGGCAGCAUGGCCUACGUGAAGCUGCUGGCCGAGCUGGACCUCCUGAAGGACACGUCGUCCCGGAGCGACGAGGAGGACUCCCAGUCGCUGGACGAGAUCAGCCUCUCCGACAACGUGAGCCUGUCUUCCCUGGACAUGGAGACCUGCGGCUCGCUGGACGCUGGCGCAGGAGCAAGUAAUGACGUAGCGUCGGGUAGUGUUCAGGUCGCAGUGCCUUCCUGCAACGCCGGUAGCACGGCCGCCGGCUGCGAACUGUCAGCGGCGAAGAGGCAGCAGCUGCAGCAGGGGCUGUUCACGCUCUCUGCGGAGAUCAUAGAGACUGGUAUUGUGAAUGACCAUGGAAAAACUUAUGGAAUUUAUGCUGUCUCUGUGGCGAAGCAGUAUGAAACUGGCUAUCAGGAAAAGUGGCAUGUGUACCGGCGCUACUCAGAUUUCUACGACCUGUACCAGAAAGUAAAGGAUAAGUUCGGAGACCUGGGCAAGCUGACGUUCCCCGGGAAGAAGACGUUCCACAACAUGGACCGCACGGUGCUGGAGAAGCGCAUGAAGAUGCUCAACGACUACCUGCAGAUACUGCUGCAGUCCGGGGUCAUCGAGACCCACGCCAGCCUGAAGAGCUUGCUGCUGGCGUUCCUGGAGCAAGGCGACUACGACAAAGGUGUCUCCGGCGGCCACAUCUCGCGGACCUUUGACACAUUGGUGAACCCUCUGAAGAGCUCAAUGAGAACCGUGGGCCAGGCAGUUCGCACCAUGCCGGACAACUUGCUCAGCACGGUUGACGGGGUGAUGGACGGAAUCACCAAGGUGUUCCAGGGGAAGAGCAUCCGACCCCCUGGGUUCUACGAGUCGAUGAAGGUUGGCGCUUCCUUGCACGUUGAGACUGAUGACAACAUUCCUUUGCGAAUUAUGCUGUUACUGAUGGACGAAGUGUUUGACCUGAAGUCACGCAAUCAGUGGCUGAGGAGGCGCAUUGUGACCUUGUUACGGCAGAUAAUUCGCACCAUGUUUGGUGACAUUGUCAACAGGCGGAUACUGGAUUAUGUGUCGGUGAUGACGAGUCCAGAGCAGGUUGCAGAUUAUCUCCGUGCAUUUAAACAGUCAUUCUGGCCGAAUGGUAUUCGAGCAGAGCCAAGACUUCCACGGGAUGAAGCCACAAGAAUGCGGACUCGAGUUGCUGCAAAAAUUGCCCUACUUUCUAGUCUUUCAGAUGAGUUGAAGCACGUGAUCGGCAGCGAGACGACGCGGCGGGGAAUCCUCUGCGUGUUCGACCUGUUCCAACGGCCGGUGCUAAACAAGCGCCUGCUCUACGUCCUGCUGGAGGGCAUCUUGGAGCUGUUGUUCCCGCAGCACGGCCUUCCGCGCAUCUUCCGCAAGCUGCACGCCCGCUCCCCGCGCGUCCGCGACGACUUCCAGGCCUCCCACCGCUCCAAGACGGACCUCCGGCGGUGAUGGCAGCUGCUGGGUCCCCCGCUGGACGAUGGGCAGAGCUUUCAGCCGCCGUUUUAUUGUAGUUCCUCAGUUGUGUGUGUUAUGCCGUGAUGCUCGAAUGUGUGAUAGCGUCCAGUGCCGUGUUGUUGUAGUUAACGGGUAUCUCCACUUGGUUUAAGAUGUAAGAUGUUAUUUAUACCGCCAGAUAAUUUUUAACUUUGGAGAAUAUAAUUUUUUGUUUUUGCGUGGACAGUGAUUUCAUUGUACUACUACGAAUCUUUUCUGUUUGUCUAUGUGAUGUGCUUGUAGUAAUGCUACAAAGUGAGAGUAACUGUGAUUUGAAAUGAAAUUAUUUUUGCUAAAUAAAAUUUUUUUUUUUGUGGCCACUGACUAAGUUACGAGGACAGACCUGACUGUUAAUACUUAGUAUACUUUCAUAUUCUUUGAUACAGGAUCUGGAUUGAUGUUGACAGAGAUCAGGAUUCAAAGUUGGAAUCUUAGGUGGAAUACACAUUUGUUAAAAUUUAGCUAUUUCUUAUAAGUUUAAAGGAAAAUGACUUUGAAAACAGGUCAUGUGACAAUGCUGUGUGUGUACAUAUGGUAAAACCCUCUUAAGAGACAUACCUGCAUAAGUUAAAAAAAAAAAAUUAUCAGGUGACUUAUUAAUACAUACAAUUUUACCCUUUUAAUAAGUUUUUGUUAGUAUGUAAGUCUAAAUUUCUAAGUACUUUAAGAAUUUCUUAACAGGGUUUUGCUGUAUAAGCUGUAAUUGCACUAGGCAUCUUUGAGGAUACAGGUUUACAUAAUGUUGGCGAAAUUUUCACUACAAUUUUUUUCUCUCCUUGGUAUGACUUAACGGUGUUCACUUGCGUUGUGUGACUAAACAUGUGAUCAUGCUGACAUUUCAUACAUAGUGAUGCACUAUAUUAUCAUCUACUACGUGUAAUUUAUCUCAACAAACGCUGUGGUGUAACUUCAAUUAAAUACUUUGCCUUUUUUUUUGUCUGUUUGCCUCAGUGCAACAGUUGUUUGUUAAAGGAACGAUGCUCGCUUUCUUCUCCAAGUUAGUGAAUCAAUACACCACUGAGACUUCAAGAAGUACCCUCAUUGCUGGAGGCUGGGUACAGCUAACAUUUGGGUGCCAAACAGGCAUUUAGACUUCCAUAAAGAUAAGUAAAGGUAACCUCGCUACUACGAGAACUGACAAUGGCAGAAGAUUUUCUCAAAAUGAGUACUUGUAAGCUGAAUGAUGAUGAAAUAACCAAGUUAAAAGUUAUAUUCUUAUAUCUCCCUAUGUCACGUCCUCUUUCGAAAAUAUUGCCUCGUAGGGUAAAAUUGCAUGAAGUGCAAAUGUCUUCAGUGUUAUAUUAUAAACAAAAAAUAUCUCAAUAAUUUGUUUCAUAUCUUUAUUGUGCUAAUUUUAUUGGUAAAUUUGUUGAAGCGCUGCUGUGCUGCACUUUUUCCUCUUUUUUUGUGUGUAGCUGUUGCUUAUUACCUGAGUGUUGCCAUUUUCACCCUAUCUCUGGUAUCUUCAGAGGGAGUGGAAGUGAGAGGAAAAAGUGAAAAAAAAAAAAAUUAAGAGAGGGAGAUUCUCUUCCCAGUAGCAGCCACCUUGAAGACCACAUUUCUUCCUCUCUCCUUCUAGCCAAAUCAUUCUUUCUUCCUCUCUACUUCCCUUCCUCCCUUCAAAACUCAGUUUUGUGUCAUAUAACUGCUGCUUUCUGUAGUUAAGCCUGUGUAACUAGUGCGGACUAAUCUUGGAACACCUUACACAAAUGUAAGUUAAUAUUGUGACUUUGAUGACAUAAAUGGGGCAAGUUAGUGAAGUGUCUUAAUUUGACAGUUAUUUAGGACGAUGAAAAAUAAAUACAGUAUUUACCCGCAGAAGGGUCGCCCCCUGCAUAUGGUUGCACCUUUAAUUUUGGGCAUAAAAAUCUAACAUUUUCACUGUAAGAAUCACCCUUCAAUAUGGGUAGCACCAUAUAUCUGUCUCCAGUAGUAUACAAGUGAAGUCUUUAAGAUCCGUGUCUCAACUUGUUGCUGCAUAACAGCCCUGAUGAUUACCCUCAGCCCUUCAUCUCUCCCCUCUCCAUCCUUUACGACCCUUCCUUCCCCACCCCCUACCCAUCAAAAAAUACAAAGGAAAAUAAUAUUUUUUUACCCGUCCCCUUUCCCAAGCUUACUUUUUCUUAAUUUUUUUUGUCAGUUUCUUCAAUAAAAACAAGCAAGCCCUUUACAACAGUCUUGUCGUGGAAUUUUGGAGAUUAAAUCAUGGGAAAUCCCUCACAAAAACAAUGUUUGGACACAGUUGUAUCAAGAUACACACGAUGAUUGUGCACAGUGCCAGUUCACGGACAUAGCGAAGAGAGGGGGAGGGAGAACCAUAAACACUGCUGAAUGGUCACAUGUGCUCUCCCCCACCCCCCAAGCUCUGGCUGGAUUAUUUUAAGAUUUGAACUGCUACUCAUAUUUUCCUCUAGCUUGGCACAAGUUUCCCUGCGUGCUACUUUUAUGAAAGGGCAAGGAACUAAAAAGAAAGAAUAACUUGUCGCAGAGGGUUAAAAAAAUUAAAAACAAGGAAGGUGGUGGGUGAAUUCUUGCCCUUCAGCAAGUGCGCUUCUUGCUCCUGGCUCGGCAAACAGAGAAAUUUAAUAGAAUUUUUUUUUGCAGUUAUUUAAUAAUCUGUUGGUAAAGAAUUUUAAUGCAUUUGCAUUCUGUUACAACUUUUGGUCUGAUGUGCCAUUUAAAAAAAACUGUUAUUGGAUAAGAAAAAAAAAAUUAAAACGUUUCAGGAGAUUUCUAUUUUUUAAAUCGAGUUGCUGGAUAGUUAAAAUACAUCCACAAAUUUUAUAUUUCAUUAGCAUGAUGAGUAUAUCUGGAUUAGAAUUACAUCAUACAUUAUUCUGUAAUUAGUUGUUUCAAAUAAUUUAAAAAAUUACAGUACUUCCUACUCGGUAAGAAAAUGUUUUAUUUACAAAUUUUUUUAUAUGUUUAUGAAUUCAGAUGGUGUUUCAUACUAUUUCAGGUGGUCAGAUAUAAAAUCUUUAGUUUUUUUUACGUGCUUCAGCUGAACAAUAUAUGUUUUAUAUUUUUGCACUGGAAUUUCUGCCAUAACUUGGUGGUAAUUGGUUGGAUAAUUGUGAUAAAGAAAAAUACUUUGACCAGGGUGAAUUUACUCUCCUAGGUAACAUGCAGAAUGCCUAACUGUAAAUAUGGUGCAGCUACCAAAAUGUGUUGGCUGCCUUCAGUUACUGGUUGAAAUGGAUUUUACCCCCUAGAUUUAUCUGUGAUGUUGGAAGGAAUUAGUGUGUGAUUUGUUAACUCUUUGAAGUUAGCUAACCUUUAUGUAUAAGCUUUUAAAAAAAAUUAUACCGUUAAAGAAGUUUGCUGUGUGAUAAAUCCAAUCUCUUAAUGGUUUGAGAUAUAAUUUAAUUUUUCACUUAAAUAAUGUGUUGAUACUGCACUUGUCAGUUUUAUUCAUUAAAAAAUGUAGGUACAUUAUUUCUGAAAUAUCUCUAAAAAAAAUUAUUUUUGUUUUGAAUAAGUUCCUUAGUUUUUUUUUAUUUUCAUUCUUUUAACUUUUUUUUUAUAUAAAAAUUAUGUUAUGAUAUCUAAUGCUUUCGGUAUUCUAUGAAUUAAACUUAUUUUUGAAAGAGGUGUACAAGUAUAUAUUUAUACUGAAACCAAGUUUAACAGAACCUUAAAGCUACAGGAAAUUUCAGAUUUUCAAUUUGAUCUCAAAUUUUAUAUACAAAUACUCUUUUCAUAAACUUUGUAUACUAUAUCAUCCGGUUUCUUUAAGCAAUUUAAUUUAUAAAGAAAUAUAGUGAGUGAGGCGGUAGUGUGCGGAUUAUUUACUAAGAGUGAUUUUCGAGGAGAAAAUAAUUUAUUUUAGCUCGACCAUUAUAAAUGUUUUAUAAGUUUUGACAUUUAAAUCAAAAACGUAAGGCUUAACAUGGAGUAGAUACAAAACCAAGCUGUACAAACUCAAAUGUUAUCAAUUAUCUUUCCUGAGGUUGAGAGGUGGGAAGAAGUGAAAUAGGCAUGGUCUGGUGUGCAGAUAAUGUGACUUCCCCAUUCGUGCAAGGGUUUUGUUACUUAAUGUCUUGUCACCUUGACAGUGGAUAUGCAUUAUACCUUGAAUAUGUCAGUGGUCCCAAAUUUUAUGAAUUAAAUACCUUUCACUGUAUUAAUUUUUAAAUUUUAAGUGAAAUAAUCAUAGUAUUUUAUGUGAAGGAAUAUCUUCAAGUAUUGGUGGAGGCAUGCAAAAAUUGCUUUUGCGUUAAAUAAAUAUAAAUUCGGAUCCCAAGAGAAGCAUUAUGUAUAAAUUUGAAAAUAAGUAUAUUUAUGUAUUAUAAAUCUCUUGCCAUUAAAUUGUAGUUUGUCAGUGGCUAACUAGAUCACAGCCCAUGUAUUUAGGUACUCUCAAAAAGCAAUUUUAUUUUGAGGUGUCAUAUUUUUUUAGUUUGGUAAGUUAUUUAUUUAAGUAUGCCAUCAUUUCUUUUGAAAGAUUAAUGUUUCUUAUCCAUGGGAACACCAACACUAAUAGACUACUACUGAUUUUAAAAAAAAGUCUCAUCUAAUAUUGUACUGUUUUCUUCGAAACCAUUAUUUUAAUGCCCCUCCAAUCAAAGAACAGUUAGUUUACUACACUAUGAACAUUGAUCUGAUAUAUGCUUUGCAAGAUAGUUAAGAUAUGCUUCAAACUUCAUAAAGAUCAUUUACCUCUUGUUCCAAAAACAUUUCCCAUCCAUCCAGUUUAAAUAGUUUAACUUGACUCAAAAAUCCUUUAUUAAAAAUUGUAGACUUCAAUUUUGUUUGGUAAAAACCUGUCAAGUUGUUGCCCAAGCAUGUCUUCUGAAGAGAGAUUUUUUUUUAUAUAUAUAUAAGUGUAACUGUUUAUGAUGUAUGAGAAAUGGUUUGUGUCGGCCUUGUGUAUGUGUAAGUUGGAGUAUGCAUAGAUAUCAAAGGAAAUGUUUCAUAUAAGACUGUAAUGUAAUAUCUGAACUUUACAUUAUAUACUACAUGCAUUUGAUGUGGACUGUCCACGAUAAGUAUAAAACUUAAUGUACUGUCUGAAAAGGGCAUUUUAAUUGUAUACUCAUUUCCGUAUGCAAACGUUGUGUUAUGAGAGCCUUGUGUAGAAAUUAAGGUAUGGAAUAAGAUGAAACAGGAUUUGUUCAAUCUCAGAUAACUGCACUAUUUUGACAGUUUAUUUGUGCCAACAUUAAUGAAUAGUUAGGUAAAUAAUUGCCUUUUUAAAAUACUUAGCUGUAUAAAAAAAUGUUUGGUGUAGUUCAUGUAUUGGCUGUUAGGUGCUAUAAAUUGUUUAUAUUGAGCUCAGUUUGUAUUAAUAGUUGAAUGUUUGUGAUAAAUGGUGAUGUACGCAUUUUAAUGUUGCAGGCAAUUUUAAGAAGCAUUGAAAGUAACUUUUGAAAUUUUUUUGGGCUUUGUGUUCCAUGCAGAUUUUGAUCCAGUUGCAUUCGUUGAUGUUGAUUUAGCACUUGAAAAUACCAAUCGUCUCUUAUUUUAAUGGAUUUUUUUUAAAAGCAAAUAGUUAAUGAAUUGAGUCAUUCCACUUAUAUAGUGAAGACUAAAGAUCUUUUUAAGAAAUUGUGUGAGAUUUCCUUCUUUAACAGGAUUGUGUUAUUUGAUACUUAGUAAAUUUUGUGUAUUUUUUCACUGCAGUUGCCUUGACAAUGUAGAAUACAGUGUUCUUAAGAUUAACUUAACAAAUUUAACGUGUCACUAAAAUUUGAAGUCUGUAGGUUUAACUGUUACUGUAGUGUAGUCGUCUUGACCUUAUAUUAUUUUUAUGUGUACUAAUUAUAUUUAAUUUGUCAAAAAUUCAUUUUGCUCAUGAUGCUGGAUCAAAAAUUUAUUUUAUUGGCAAAUAUUUAAAGAAUUCAAAUGAUUAUAUUUUUGAUGUUUUUUCAACACCACUGAAUCUCCAGUAAAACCUCAUUGUUACAACCUGAAGGGACCAUAUUUUUAAAUUUUAAUUUACUGUGUGUAUGAAUACAAGGAAAUCUGACUAUAUAACUCAAGUUAAGCUGGAGGCACAAUGCCACAAUGAACAUGACACAACAUACAUGCUGCAGAUUAUUGAGGCAUUUGGCUUGAAUGAAUUGCCAACAGCCAUAUUAGAAGAGUAUGUCGUUAAAAUGUUGUCGUGGUAGUGUGAUCCUUUGCUAUUAACUCUGUCGUGCUGGAACGAUGUACGAUGCCUAAUUGGAUUUGUCAUGUCAUUUUGGUUGUGGCAUUGUGACCCCAGUAACUUUUUUUUUAUAAUUACAGUGGUGUCUCAUAUGUCAUUGCUUAUCCAAUAUUCCAUAUCAUCUGAUUUCCACCGCAAAAAAAUUAAAGUAGUGUGUCAAUCUGCAACAAGAACUGCAUGAGCAUGAGCAUUUUUUUGUUCUUGACUACUGUAGCUUAUAUAAGAUCCGUAAAGAGUAAAAUAAUAACAUAGUUGGAAGUUAAAUAAGUUUUUUUUAACACCACCAUGCUAUCUGAAAAUUUCUUUUAUCCGAUGUCAGCUGGCCUUUUUUAUGUCGGAUAAGCGAGACUACUGUGUAUAUUGCAAGGGACUGUGAAAAUACUGUGUGUGUUUGAAAUUUUUUUGGAUUAAUAGGUUAGUAUAAAUGAGGUUUCAGAAUUUUAAUGCUGAAAGAUAAUUUUGGAAACAUUAAUUACUGUUUGUGUAAAAAGUGGUGCACAAGUUUUGUAAAAAAAAAAUUACAUUCCAAUUUUUAAUAAGUUAUUAAUUCAUAUCCUUCUGUUAAAUAUUCUCCUAGCAAAAAAAAAAAAAACUGUACUAUAAAAUAAAAUAUAGUGAAACAAAAAUCCUCUGAACAUAGUGUGUGUGUGUUACUCUAUUUAUGUCUCAUUCUUAUGUUUUUAAAUACUAGUAAGCAAAAUGCAAAUAAUCAUUACAAAGAUGAAUUUUACACUUUUAUUUUCACAUUCAAACUACUUCUGUAUGGGUUAAAAUUAUAAAAUGAAAUUUAAGUUUCUGCAAGUUAAGCUAAUGCUGUGUGAUCUUAUUUUUGUAUGAGUAAAUUGUAUAACUAAGAAUGCUUGUAUAGUCAUGUAUAUUUUAAAAAUUGUAAUGUAUAUUUUAAAUAAUGGACAGUUUGAUAGUGAAUUAUUGUUAUUGAUAUAUCAUAAGUAGAGAUUCUUAAUGUGCUGUGAAAGUGAAAUUUGAGUUAUCCAACUACAUAUACAUAUGCAAAUAGUCAUAUAAUCACUUUUCAUUAAAUGGGUUCUGAAUAAUUUUGCUAUUAUUGUCCAGGGUAAGAAUUGUGUAAAUAUAGUCAACUCUUAAUUCUGCAACGUUUCAUGGUUUCCAAGAAAAGAUUCGUUAAAUUAAAAAAUUAAGUUUUUCGUGUGUAGUCUGUGUUCAACAUUUUCUACCAUUAAAGUUCUAUUUUUAGGCAUAUGUAUGUCUUGCAUGAAUGAAUUCCCCUUGUUGCCAAAAAUAACCUAAACACAGUAUGCCACGUACGUCUUAACGAACGCUGAAAGUCCUUUUAAAGUCGUUUCUUGCAGUAAAGAAAAGGUAUUUAUUAUUGAAAUGUUUUUUUUAUAUAUUGUUUCAGGUGUAAUUCCCAGUCAUCUCAGCCAUGUACAGGAACGGUCUGAAUUUGAUGGACAAACUUCAGCUGCAAAAUAAGUUGAAAACAUAUAUACAUGUAUACGACUUAUGAUAUUAAAUGCUUCCCACUGCUGGUUUACUUCUGUGAAAUUAGAGCUUAACAGCAUUAUUAUUGUAAAUAAUAGCACAAGUAUUCAAGAUAGAACACUGAGCAUCUGGAUUAUGUUUAAUUGAACAAAGUUCAACAACCACAGCAAACCUUGUCACAGUCGCUAAAUGAUUUCGUUGAAAUAAUUAGGCUAACACCUAUAUUUUCCACAUAUUUUGUGAGGUGUUAAACCCAGUUAUUUCAGUGAAAUUAUUUUACAACAGUGAUAAAAUUGGUAGUGGUUCUAGAGCUUUGUACAAUUAAAAAUAAAACAUACGCUCAGUGUUCUAACUUAAAUAAUUCUCUAUUAUUUACAAUAAAAAUGUUGUUUAUCUCAAACUUUAAAGGCGGACACCAGUCUUGGGAAGCAUUUUAGACCAUGAGUCGUAUAGAUGUUUUCAACUUAUUAGGUCUUGUUUGUAAAUUCAGACUCAUCGUGUAUACUCACGACAUGUGGGGAGAGGGUGGGUGCCACAAUGUAGGAAGCAAUUGCAAGGAUGUGACAUUUGACGUGAAUUGGGAUGGCUUACCUUCUCUCCUGCUUGUGCAACCACCCGAUCAAAACCUCUUGCCUAGCAACCACAGGAAGAUAGUCGUUUUUUUAAUGUAGAGAUGCCUUCAAACUACAAGGUGCAACUUACAGCAUCAUGUUAUCUCACACUGUUCCCACGGAAUAAUUUAUUAUAUGAAUCUACUAGUUUUGAGUUCAUGAGGAAGCUACAUUCAACACAUGAACAAGCUUUGUCUCGUUCUCUGGACUAUCAGACCAGUGGUUUUAUACUUUCACACCAUUCAGUUUUUCCGUUGUGUGGCUAGGAUAGAGUUCAACAGGUUUAUAAAGUCAUCACGGACAUGUUUUUUUUUUUUUUUUUUUUUUAUAAAAAUAACCUUUCCACUUUUCUUGGCCCAUGCCUUUUGGCUCGACUCUUGUCUAAUUAACUGAUAACACCACCUUCGUACGAUGUUUAUGGUAGAAAUCAACAUAAUGAUUUGAGAGGAAUGUGUGGGUUGAAAAUGGAUAAGGAAAUUAAAUGAUUGGUUUGCUUCGGGGGGGGGGGAGGGGGGGAAUGCAAGUGCCGCUGCAGAUGGAACAAUGUCUGACAUGAAGUGAUGUGGAUGUGUACGUGUGCCAUGAACUUGAGUGAUAACAUGCAGUUAGUGGUCCAGCAGACACACUGCUCGGUCAGCAACGUGAGCACGCCGUGACGGCAUUUGUAGUUUUGCAAGUUCCAGCUACUUGUUCCAGUACUGGUGGAAGACUUUGUGGCUAGUACAGCUAUUGUAAAGUUAAUGUUCGUCCUGUUUUCAAUUUUUUUUCACUUUUCAAACCAAAAUUUUUACCUUUCACUAAUAAUGGAUCUUGCUUUGAGAGGGUAGUUAUUUUCAGGGACAUUUGAAAGAAGAGUUGACUAUGUACAUUACUUACCCACAUCUUUAUGUGACACAACUCUGGUGUGUGUGCAUUUCAUUUGGUUGUUGAAAGUGCUUAAAGCCAUGCGAAAAAUAUUGGCUACUAUGAAACAAGGCUGUUUUAAAAUAUAUUUUAGUUUAAUUGAAUCCUUGUGUAACAAUCUAAAAACCCAUUGAAAAUAAUUGGUGAAGUCCACAUUACCAGCUCUGAAUUAAUGUAGCUUAUAUGCCUUGUAUGGACCUGAUAAGCUUUCACUGUGCAUCUAUACCAUUUAUGGUUACCUGCAGCUAUUAACAAUUAGUCAAUUAAAUUAGUUAAUAGUUAUAUCAUAAAACUCUGGUGACAGUAACUUUCAUGAAUAUUAAUAUACUCAUAUGGUCAUAUUCAUAUCACAUACUUUGUAUUCUACAAAUAAUAAACUGUUCAUAUUUAUUUGUUUGUUUCUCAAUCACUGUUUUUUUUACUUCAAAGUAGAAAGAAGUAAUAGGCAUUAAAAAUGUUACCAGGUCUGCAUACUAUGUUUGUGGAGUUGGGAUAUGUAAAUAAUUAUUCAGUAUUUUGUGUUAUGUAGAGAACAUUGUUUCAGGACAUGGUAAAAUAAUCUGAUUGAUUAAAGGUGUGUCUGAUUUGUGUAAUAUAUCUGCAAAAAAAAGUUGUAAUAUGUAUUGUGAGUACAUGUGAAAUCUCCUAAAGUAUGUAUUGAUGUUUAGAACAUUGGAGUUUUCUUUGCGUGCUUUGAGUUAUGUUUACUUGAAUCAUAAUUAAGUACAAAAUAUGUACACACACUUUGAGAAAUACUAUUUGUAAUAUUAUUGCCAUAGUUAAGAAAAAAAGGAAAAAUACUAACAUUACUUUACUAGUUCUAAAAAUUUUUGUUAACUUUACACUAAAAAUGAUUGCUUGUGCAAAAAAAAAAUGAAAAAAUAAUGUGUAGCCUAAUAUUUGAAUAAUGCUUGGAGAUGAGUGAAAUAGUGAUAUAGGUACUCCAAUGGCUACAGGAGUGCAUUUGGAUGUGAGUACAGUAGAACCCUGUUAUAAUGUUCCUGUAUAUAAUGUUUUCCUGCUUAUAAUGUCAUAUUUUUAAGGUCCCAAUAUUUCCCCCAUAAGGACAAUGUAUUUAUUUCCUGCAUAAAACGUUCAUAAAUAGUGUAAUUUCCUGCUUAUAAUGUUUGCUAUCUCAUUCAAUAAAUGGGGAAAAAAUGUUUUAAAACCAAAUUAUUCCAACACUUACGAUAAAAAGUUUCCUUUAUGUAUGUUUAUGUUUACAAUCACAACCAUACAAUACAUGAAGUUUGUUAAAAUACAAUUUUAUGCAAUAAACUAAAGGUACACAAUGUUCGUAGUUACGUGUCAGUUGGCACCCUUAGUCAACUCUUCUCUUCCUUGCCAUUCCAGUGGGUAUUUAGAUGCACGUACAUAGUCCUACGAUACUUAAGUUGCCAACCAUUGAGCGAGGGCAUAACUAAAAGUGUUUUCUAUUGCUUACAAAUAUUUUUUUUUUUCCAUUCAUACGUAGGAAUCCCAAAAUUAAACAUUUUCAGGUAGCGAAGGAGUAGACGUCUCACUCUUAAUGUUGUCAUCAUGAAUCGUGAGACAAUUUUACAAAAAAUGUGGCAGUGUAUCUUUAAAGACAAACAAAAUUUAACCAGGGAACAAGACGAAGUUGAAAAAUUGUUGGCUUGUUUCAGAAAAUUCAUGUAUAAAGUAUACUAUCUUUGGUUUUAACAUUAAAGUUGUUUACAUAGCUUGGUGAGUCCAUUGGUACAAAGCUCGAACAUUAUUAAGUGCUAAAUUGAGAAUUCCUGCUUAUAACGUUUUCCUGCUUAUAAUGUUUUUUUCUUGUGCUCCCUUGAAAAACAUUAUAACAGGGUUCUACUGUAUAUGGUUUAUAAAGAAAAAUAUUGCAGUUUGAUAUGAUUUUAAUCUUAUUUUAUAAUGCUUCAAAAUUUGGUGUGUACCAGCUAUUAGUUUUUUAGGCCAUAAAAGAGAAUUCUCAAAUGUUAUUAAUUUUUACUCUGUAUGUUUAUCCCUAGUAGAUUAUAAACUGAUGCAAUAAAUUUAAAGCUGGUCUAGUUUUUUUUUUUUUUUUUUCUCUGUUUGGUAUUCUAACCACUGGAAAAUUAAAAAAAAAAAAAAACUUUUCUUUCAAAUCAGAUCUUUUGAAUAGCUGCUAGUAACAAUGUUUUGACAUGUUCCCAUAUGUUGCUAUGGAUUUUUUUUAUAAAUUAAAUUAAUCAUGUUUGAGAAAAAAAUAUCUGUUACUGGCUAUAAAAAUUACUUCGCUGUUGAUUCUCACAUGUCAUGAGCCUACAAACAGAUUAAUGUCAAACACAAAGAUUACCACCUCAAAACACUGUCUCUACAUCAUUGCGAUAUAUAGUGCAAAAAUAUUAUAUACUAAUAUAUUCCCCAUCAGCCAUGUUGUAUCUCAUUCUACCACACUGUAAUUCAUCUCCUGUAUUUGUAAAUAAGGUAACCUUAACUUUAAACACACUUAAAUUCAAUUUGAAUCAAAGGGGACCUACAUGUCAAUUUAACUUUCACACAUUUAUAAAUAAGAAAACUGUCCAUGUAAUACAUAAUGUUUUACAUUAAAGUGUUUAUUUUAGCCACUUUUUAUGUACGUUUAUGAACUGCAUAAACACACUCAAUUACAAUUAAAUAAUUGAGUUGGUCAAAAAAUUAACUUUGUGAAUAAUUUUUAAGGGGUAAGUUGCUGUUUCGAUUUCUUGGGCUGUUCAUGUAAGGUAAUAAAUACCAUUAGUGUUAAUAUGUGAAAAAUAUGUCAAACUGUUAGCUUACUACAUACUGUCUAGUUCCUUGGAAGUAACUGAUUUAUACAUCAAAUCAAAUGUUAAAACAACGAAAAACCUGGAAAAAUGUUUUGUAAAGUUAAAAAUGGCUUCAUUUUACAAUUUAUUUCCAACAUCUAGAUGUUUUUAAACAUCAAUAUUAUAGUUUUCAUAAUUGUAAGGUUAUUGAUGACCCAUAUUUUGUUCAUAGUGAUAAUUUACAAUGGUAUGUAUAUCGGUUGACUAAAAUGAUUGCACCCCUUAUUAAUGAACUCUAUUCAAUGAUGUUUUUCAUUGGCAUACAAAUGUGCCAAAUUUUUUACAUGUUCAAUGCUGUCAGUAGUAGUAUAUAAAUCUCUAUGGCACUGGAAAUUUUUAUAACACUAAAAUCUGGGAGUGAUUAUGGAAGGAAGGGUAAUAAUAAAUGCUGGGUGGUUGUUGUCAAUUAAAACAACUAAGUUAGCUUAAAUUAAAUAACAUUUUGGAACAAGUUCAUGUUAACUGUCAAAUUCAGUUUGUUUGUAAGUAAAAUUUUUACUUGCUCUUGAGAAAUAAGUUUUUAAUGAACAUGUAUGACAAUUUGGCUGUGUCGACACCUUGUGGCAAUAUAUGUCCUGUAUGUAUUGUCAUUUAUGUCAUGAUUGUUUUAAAUGGGGAAAUUAUUUAUUUUGAAAGCCAGAUAUAAAUAAAUAGUUUUUUUUUUUGCACACCAUCAACCUUUAUUAUAGGAUUUGUUAUCUGGAAGUAGUCACUGGAUUAUCGAUUAGGAUCACGUAUCACACUUAUUUAGGAACUAAUUAAAAUAGUGCAUAAUUGAAUUGUGUUGGCAUUAAACCACUUCUGCCCCCUUGUAAUUGUGACAUUGCUGUCAUUGUACCUGCCUUGUUAUAAAUUAUAAAUGCACAGCUCGAAUUGUAAACAUUAUGUGUACAUAAAUUUUUUUUUUAUUGUUUCUUUUCUGUUUGGGUUACUGAUGUUUGGUUGAAGGGUGAAACCAGUAAAGUACCUAUGUUGUGUAAUAAUUGUACAUAAUAGUGUAAUGUUUUUUUUUUGUUUGUUUUAGUAUUUAUGUAAUGUUUGUACAAAUGUACAUUAUAAUGGCACUGUUGUAAAUGUGAA